Messenger RNA from Ostreococcus tauri, 1479 nucleotides. Its product is annotated as unnamed product. The transcript has a single exon. The record is from RefSeq and is a predicted model, not a curated record. Lineage: Eukaryota; Viridiplantae; Chlorophyta; Mamiellophyceae; Mamiellales; Bathycoccaceae. The coding region runs from base 1 to 1479 and encodes 492 amino acids.
AUGACGCCCGCGCGCGCGGUCGUCUACGCUCGGGCGAUCGCGUCGACGUCGACGUCCGCGUCGCGCGCGCGUGCGCGUCGCCCCGAGGCGCGCGCGAGGACGUGGACGUGGACGUGGACGUCCAACGCGGACGGGCCGCCGACGCGUUGGACGAGGUGCGCGCGCGCGCGUUCGAGCUCGUACGGCGAGGCGCGAGCGACGUGGUUCGAUGAAGAGGAAGACGUCGAACGGUACGAAGACGCGCGAGAGAGAGAAGACGCUCGAGGACGAGGAAGAAGAGAAAAACGUUGGGAAGAGGAUGAAGACGACGGCGACGGCGACGGCGUUCGGGCUCGACGCGGAUAUUCAGAGCGGAGACGCGGGAGUAAGCGAGGCGGGUCCGCGUACGACGCGAGUGCGAACGUGCUCAAGCUCGCGUACGACGCGCUCGUGGGAAUUUCCGAGGCUUUCACGCGAGCGCUCGACGUGUUGCUCCCAACGGCGGUACCGAUGUACGUCAUACGCGGACUCGUCGCGGGUGGCUGGUGCGCGUUCGCCGUGCUCUCGGCGUCGCGCCUUAUUUAUGGCGUUGUCGUCAUCGGCUCGGUUUUGUGCAUCGCGGUGGCGUUGGGAAAUUACCGCGACGGCGGCGGCGACAGAUCGCCUGGCUUGUACGAGUUCGCCAGCGAUUCAACGCGUCAGGGCCGGCGGCGACGCGAAGACUUCGAUGAACGACGAAGGGCUUCGGCUCGAGAACGAAAGCGCGAAGCGUCGAAGGAGCGAGAAGAGUACGAUUACUAUGAAGAGCAAUAUUGGGGCGAUGCGUCAAAUCCGACGUUUGAUAACGCGCGCGCCUUCGGCGAGACGUUCAAGACGGCUCAAGACGUCACCGAGGAGGUUCGUCAGUGGGGAGAGGAGACAAUUGACGAAUUUAAAAGGGCAUUCAAUGUGAACGCUGGUGAGGUUACUUUCGAUGAAGACGUCGCCGACGUCAUCUUCACGACAAACACGCGGAACGAUGACCACGCAGUCGUCGUUGAAGUCGACGAUUUGUCGCCGCGGGAGGGUGUGAACGUCGUGCAGAUCAUUGACGUCGACGCUCUAAACAAAGAUUCAACGACGAAUCAAACGGAAUCGAGCGCGCAGAGAUCGAGCGCGGCGGAAGUUUCGUUCGAAGAUUGGCUCGGAAAAGGCGCAUCCGACAUCGAAGACGCAGAUGUGUACACGACGAGCGACCGCCGAGAUCGCCCGACGUCCGACGAGCGAGACUCUGAAAGUGCGUCUCGAAGGGACGACGCGGACGCUUUCGGUGACGCGUUUCGGAAUGCGUUUGACGCAUUCGGGUCAUCGAAGAGCGAAAAUGGAAGAAAUGGAAGUGCGCGUAACUGGCUGAACGAGUUCGUGAGCGGGAACUUCUACGGCGCGUUUCAGGAUGAUUUGAUACCCGUCGAAUGGAAAGAUGAUGACGAUGAUGACGAAAACCCGGAUACUCCGCGAUGA